Choloepus didactylus (southern two-toed sloth) is the source of this 2654-nucleotide messenger RNA. It is a transcript of the gene SEMA3F, whose product is annotated as semaphorin 3F. The record is from RefSeq and is a predicted model, not a curated record. The transcript is spliced from 19 exons. NCBI's taxonomy places the organism in Eukaryota, Metazoa, Chordata, Mammalia, Pilosa, Megalonychidae. Bases 186 to 2543 code for a protein of 785 amino acids. Gene Ontology annotation, molecular function: chemorepellent activity; semaphorin receptor binding. Gene Ontology annotation, biological process: neural crest cell migration; negative chemotaxis; positive regulation of cell migration.
GGCGCAGCGGCGAGAGGGCACGGGGUAGGGCCAUGGCCCCGGGGGGCCGCUAGCCCGGGCCGGCCCAACCCGGAGCCGCUCCGCCGCCGCUGCCGCCGGCGCCUCCCGGGUGCCGGGGCCCCGCCGCUGCGGGAGAGGUGUCUGGAGAGCCAAGCCUGCUUCCUGGGCCCCAGGCCCCUCUCACAAUGCCUGUCGCUGGUCUCCUCUUCUGGGCUUCCCUUCUGACUGGGGCCUGGCCAGCUGCCCCCACCCAGGACCACUACCAGGCCAUGCCCCGGAUUCGGCUCUCAUUCAAAGAGCUUAAGGCCACGGGCACUGCCCACUUCUUCAACUUCCUGCUCAACACCACUGACUACCGAAUCCUGCUCAAGGACGAGGACCACGACCGCAUGUACGUGGGCAGCAAGGACUACGUGCUGUCCCUGGACCUGCACGACAUCAACCGCGAGCCCCUUAUUAUCCACUGGGCAGCCUCCCCCCAGCGCAUUGAGGAGUGUGUGCUCUCAGGCAAGGAUGGCAACGGCGAGUGCGGGAACUUCGUCAGGCUUAUCCAGCCCUGGAACCGAACACACCUGUACGUGUGCGGAACAGGUGCCUACAACCCUGUGUGCACCUACGUGAACCGAGGCCGCCGUGCCCAGGCCACACCGUGGACCCAGAUGCAGGUGGUCAGAGGCCGAGGCAGCAGAGCCACGGAUGGUGCCCUCCGCCCGACACCCACGGCCCCACACCAGGAUUACGUCUUCUACCUUGAGCCUGAGAGACUCGAGUCAGGGAAGGGCAAGUGUCCGUACGACCCCAAGCUGGAAACAGCCUCAGCCCUCAUCAACGAGGAGCUCUAUGCUGGUGUGUACAUUGACUUCAUGGGCACCGACGCAGCCAUCUUCCGCACGCUGGGAAAGCAGACGGCCAUGCGCACGGACCAGUACAACUCCCGGUGGCUCAAUGACCCUUCAUUCAUCCACGCUGAGCUCAUCCCUGACAGCGCGGAGCGCAACGACGACAAGCUCUACUUCUUCUUCCGUGAGCGGUCGGCAGAGACCCCGCAGAGCCCCGCCGUGUAUGCCCGCAUCGGGCGCAUCUGCCUGAAUGACGAUGGUGGCCACUGUUGCCUGGUCAACAAGUGGAGCACAUUCCUAAAGGCACGGCUGGUCUGCUCCGUGCCGGGCGACGAUGGCAUCGAGACCCACUUCGAUGAGCUCCAGGACGUGUUUGUCCAGCAGACCCAGGACGUGAGGAACCCGGUCAUCUAUGCUGUCUUUACCUCGUCGGGCUCUGUGUUCCGAGGCUCUGCUGUGUGCGUCUACUCCAUGGCCGACAUUCGCAUGGUCUUCAAUGGGCCCUUUGCCCACAAGGAGGGCCCCAACUACCAGUGGAUGCCUUUCUCCGGGAAGAUGCCCUACCCACGGCCUGGCACGUGCCCUGGUGGGACCUUCACGCCAUCCAUGAAGUCCACCAAGGACUAUCCCGAUGAAGUGAUCAACUUCAUGCGCGGCCACCCGCUCAUGUACCAGGCCGUGUACCCGCUGCAGCGGCGGCCCCUGGUAGUCCGCACCGGCGCUGCCUACCGCCUCACCACCGUUGCCGUGGACCAGGUGGAUGCAGCGGACGGGCGCUAUGAGGUGCUUUUCCUGGGCACAGACCGCGGGACAGUACAGAAAGUCAUCGUGCUGCCCAAGGACGACCAGGAGAUGGAGGAGCUCAUGCUGGAGGAGGUGGAGGUCUUCAAGGACCCGGCUCCCAUUAAGACCAUGACCAUCUCUUCCAAGCGGCAACAACUGUACGUGGCCUCAGCCGUGGGUGUCACACACCUGAGCCUGCACCGCUGCCAGGCAUACGGGGCCGCCUGCGCUGACUGCUGCCUCGCCCGGGACCCCUACUGUGCCUGGGAUGGCCAGGCCUGCUCUCGCUACACAGCGUCCUCCAAGAGGAGGAGCCGCCGGCAGGAUGUGCGGCACGGGAACCCCAUCAGGCAGUGCCGCGGCUUCAACUCCAACGCCAACAGGAACACGGUGGAGUCAGUACAGUAUGGUGUGGCGGGCAGCGCGGCCUUCCUCGAGUGCCAGCCCCGCUCGCCCCAGGCCACUGUUAAGUGGCUGUUCCAGCGAGACCCCAGUGACAGGCACCGAGAGAUUCGCGCUGAGGACCGUUUCCUGUGCACAGAGCAGGGCUUGCUGCUUCGGGCCCUGCAGCUCAGCGAUCGCGGCCUCUACUCCUGCACAGCCACCGAGAACAACUUCAAGCAUGUCGUCACACGGGUGCAGCUGCACGUGCUGGGCCGGGAUGCCGUCCAUGCCGCCCUCUUCCCACCACUGGCUGCAAGCGCCCCAGCCCCUCUGGGCGCAGGCCCCCCGACACCUCCCUACCAGGAGCUGGCCCAGCUGCUGGCCCAGCCGGAAGUGGGUCUCAUCCACCAGUACUGCCAGGGCUACUGGCGCCACAUGCCCCCCAGCCCCAGGGAGGCCCCAGGGGCACUCAGGCCCCCCGAGCCCCAGGACCAGAAAAAGCCCCGGAACCGCCGUCACCACCCACCGGACACAUGAGGCCAGCUGCCUAAGCCCUGCCAUGGGCCAGCUUAGCCCUUGUCCCUUUUAAUAUAAAAGAUAUAUAUAAAUAUAUAAAUAUAUAUAUAUAAAAUAUCUAUAUUCUAUACA